CGCAAAACAACGACCACGACGACGACGACGGCUACGAAUUGUGAUGAUGCUGAUGGCGAUGAUGACUUUCCGGCUCAAUUCGAAAAUUGAACUUAUUUAGUAUCAGUUGAACUUCGGAGAACAUCGCAAUCGGUCAGAGCGGUCGUUCCUGGGCAAGAAGAUGGUACAGUGAUGAAAAUGUUAUCGGUAGGAUUAUCGCAGCGCUCGUUUAAUGAACGCGAUUUACUGAGCUACUGAAGGAGCCGUCCGGAUAGUGAUAAUAAGUUCGUUAAGCUUCGCCGAUGACAGCAUACUUUCGAUCCGGAGUGAAGUGUGAAAAUUUUGCAAUAUUUAGUUCAUCUAAAAGCGGCGAAGAAGUGUAACAUCAAUUUGCACCUCAAUAAGUGUCCGGUUGAAAAAGAGUGAUCAUUAAGUGUCACCAAUCGAGUUUUCAACCUAAUGCUGAUAAGAAGAACAAGUUUAAAAUAUAGUGAUAUCAGGGAGAAUUUUUUACACGGAAUUCAUUAAAUUGGCAAGCUGUUAUCUCCUGGAAAUCGUGCCUGUUUUCAUAGAACAACCAAGGUGUCGAAGUAAAAAUAGCUUUCCACCCACCUUCAUCAUCACCACCACCACAAGCAACCUCAGGCAGCAAUGAUUCAGCCAAAAUUCAACGGAGACCGCGUUCUGCUAGCACUAGGUGCCCUCAUAACGUUAACGCUCAGCUUCGCCAAUGGUUUCGCGACACUCGCAACCGAGCUGGACAGACCGAUGCGAUGUCAAUUGGAACGGACCUACAGAAUGGUGGGUUAUAACUGCGCCAAUCUCAAUCUGAAGGAGAUUCCACAGACAUUGAAGAGCAAUUUACAGAUAUUAGAUCUCAGCUUCAAUCGAAUUCGCGACUUAAAUAAACAAUCGUUCGCGCGUUACACCGACGUGAAGUAUUUGUAUCUGUUCGAGAACAUGAUUCAAAACAUCGAGGAAGACACGUUCACCGAAUUGACUGGUUUGGAGGCCCUCGAUUUAUCGAGUAACGCUUUGAAAUCCGUCCCAGUUGAGAUUUUCCGAUUACCUCUACUCCGGAACUUAUACGUAUCGAAUAACGCUCUGCACGACCUGGAAGAAGACCUGAUGCUGUUGGAUAAACCGAUUAGAGCACCAAUUCAAAUCCUUAACAUGGCCGACUGUUGGCUAACUAAACUGCCAAACUUUGGCAUUCUGCCGGACCUCUGGCAGCUUAACAUUUCAUCCAACCCGAUGACAGAGUUAACCGUCGAACAAUUUUCACCCAUGUGUAAUCUCCGGUCGCUGGACUUGAACAACACCCAGAUUCCGAUCUGUGCCUGUCAAACCAUGACGACAGAGUUGACAGCAAGGCGCACAAAAAUUCUAAACAAUCACCCUCACUGCACACCGCUUUUCGCUUCAGAACAAAGCAUUUGUGCUCAGGACGUAUCUCCCGCUCCGCCCAAUACGGAUUUUCAACAGUGCAUGGAUGUCCGUAAUUCUCGAAUACUGGAUACCAAAGCAAAAACGGCGUGGUUCAAGAUUUCCCUUGGAGUACUAACCUGUAUUGUGGUGUUUUCACUCAUUCUUUGCUAUUUCCACAAACGGAACGUCAAAAGUAUGAAGGAUAACAACAACAAGCCGGGAAAAAUUUCGGUCCCCAUUCAUAGGGUGAUGGUGCCGUCUGGCGAUGAACUGCCGAUCGUUGAAAACGGAAACCGUGAUAAACUCAUACACAAUUGUGAUUAGCAUAUUUCAGGCUGCUGCCCAUCUUAGAGAGUAUUUUCGUUUAAUUUCAGUAAACCAAAACAAGACUAACGAUUAGUGUUAAGUGAGUGUGUUGAAUGUGGUGCUGCAAACGCAAUGAUAGCUAAUAAUGUGGUGUGUCAAAAUGAACAAUCAAAAACCUUCUUGCUUUACGAAUUAUGAAAUAAAUUUAUUUUGUUGAAGCCUCUUGUGUACAUAAAAAUAAACUUUUAGUGUAAGAACUAACAAUUAGAGAGAGAGAGAAAGAGCUAUCACCAGUUGCCAAUUACCUAAAUAAAAUUAUACACUAAUUACUAUUCAGUUUGUAUUUAUUCAUUAAAUAAAACACGUUAUAAAAAUAGCAACACCAUAAUCAGUUCACAGUUCAUGUUGAGCAUAUUGAAUGACUAUGUUGCAAUAUGUAUAGUACAGUGAAGAAAACAUAAUGCCAGAAAAAAAGAGAUUUCAUUGCGGAAUUUUUAUAAUACUUUAAGGAUGCAUGACCUUAAUAAGAAUAAUAUCAGAAUCCUAUGUUAACGAGAGUUGUAAUUUGUAACUCAAGGUAAUAGUGAUCAACAAAAUAUACCGAUUUAGGAAAAAUCAUGUAAGUUUACAUCUUCUGAGCUUAAUAUCAAACAUAACAUAGUAAGGGUGAUAACAUAUUUUUCCAAUUGAUUUUAAACAUGGUUCAUGCAUUCUAAAAUAUUUUACAGUGCUGACAAAUGUAAUGUUGCGUCCUUGUCUCAUAUUUCGAGUAAGUUUGUCACGGAUUCAACACGUUGAUAUUCAAUACAUAUACGAUAAGUGAGGGUAAUUAUUUAAAAAAUGAUACGAAACAGGUUUAGUUUUCUGUGAAUCAACUUCACUUUUUCACACAAUUAACCUUCUAGUUACAAGCGUUUUCCGCACCGUUUCACCAUGGUUCUUAAAGUCUCUACAUAGAACUUCACCGCUAGAAAGCUGAACUAGAGUGCCUGUACUAUCAGAGUGACGACUGCUGUUCGUUUGGAAUGGCAGCUUUGUUCCAAGCGACUUGUCAAAACUAUGUAAAGCUUGCGAAGCUGCCAACGUUUCGAAUUAAAUAACUAAAUAUUUUGAGUUGUUGCCAACAUUACGGUUAAAAUGUUGUCACUCUGAUAUUACAGGCACUCUAAGUUGAACUAGUUUUAAACGACGUGUAGUCAAAAAAAAUAGCCAGGGCUUUAAUCAUCAACCAAUAAUCGGAUCACAGUUUUCUUAGAGGGAAUAACUAGUAUCGUUGGCAUUGUUUACUGUACACACAGAUAGGCAAAUGACUGCUAAAUUAGAACAACACCUGCAAUUGCUGUACGAGUAGGGCAAGUACCGAUAUGCACAAGUUUGAGCGAAUUACGACUUACGGCCUUAACCUUUCGAAAAUACCUCGUAAUUUGUUUCACAGAACCGACCAAAAUUUAUUUUCCGUUCGAAGCGAAACGGUCGAGUGAACACUAGAUUGUUGCAUCAUUCUGUACAAUUUCUAAUUCCCAUUACGAAUUCACAUUCGACAAUUGUGUCAAAGUACGAUCAGAAACCAAAAGGGAUCCAAUUCAUUAUUCAAACUAGGUUCUUAAGAAGAUGCAACUAUUUCCCAAGUAUCCAACAAGUCUUUUAUACGUGCUCAUGCAUAAUAAGAGCAGAUAUGUGAAUACAGAACUUAUAUAAAGUUAGAUGGUUAUCGUGGUUUUUAGAAUGAUGAUGUUUAUAUAUUAUGAAUAGAAUGAUAUUAGGUGCCAUCAUGCUGGAUGUUAAAAAGUUUAGUGUUAGAAUCGAAAUAUAUGAAUAUAGAGGAAAAAAAAAUUACAUCAAUGACGCAAAGUUGAGAGUACUAUCACAAACGAAUAAAUUCAUAGGCAAAAGUUAACCGGCCGUAUUGUACACAAAAUAAUUUCCAGCACUUUGUACACACAUGUGUGUUUCCGGACACGAGAGUUUGACACCUACUUUCAAGUAUGUAUACUAAGACAGUUGUGAAUAACUAUAGAGAAUCAAAUACCAAAAAUAUACGCCAUAUUUUAAAAAUA
Messenger RNA from Malaya genurostris, 3770 nucleotides. RefSeq lists its product as uncharacterized. The coding region runs from base 631 to 1731 and encodes 366 amino acids. NCBI's taxonomy places the organism in Eukaryota, Metazoa, Arthropoda, Insecta, Diptera, Culicidae. Gene Ontology annotation, molecular function: protein binding. The record is from RefSeq and is a predicted model, not a curated record. The transcript has 5 exons.